Molecule: messenger RNA, 2659 nt
Organism: Metopolophium dirhodum (rose-grain aphid)
Lineage: Eukaryota; Metazoa; Arthropoda; Insecta; Hemiptera; Aphididae
Product: serine/threonine-protein kinase 3-like
Exons: 12
Coding region: 75-1700 (541 amino acids)
Biological process (GO): regulation of MAPK cascade; protein phosphorylation; intracellular signal transduction
Cellular component (GO): cytoplasm
Molecular function (GO): ATP binding; protein serine/threonine kinase activity
Source: RefSeq, a predicted model, not a curated record
UUUCAUUGAUGUAGUAAUAUAUAUUUAUAUAUUUAUAUAUUGUAUUGUUUGUAAAUAGCAAAACUGCCUAUUACAUGUUGAAUUCGAAAUCUGCAUUCAAUAUCUGCCAUGUGAAUUACAAGACUCCUGACACGAUGAUGUCUUCAAAGAGUGAAUUGAAAAAACUGUCUGAAGAAAGCUUGACCAGGCAGCCAGAAGAAGUGUUUGACAUAAUUUGUAAACUUGGAGAAGGAUCCUAUGGAAGUGUAUUUAAAGCAAUACACAAGGAAUCUGGUCAAGUACUUGCUAUUAAGCAAGUAUUGGUUGACACCGAUCUUCAAGAAAUUACAAAAGAAAUAUCCAUUAUGCAACAAUGUGACAGCCCCUAUGUAGUUAAAUACUAUGGUUCAUAUAUUAAGAAUACUGAUUUAUGGAUUGUUAUGGAAUAUUGUGGUGCUGGUUCAGUAUCUGACAUCAUGAAAUUAAGAAAACAGACACUGUCAGAAGACGAAAUAGCUACUAUAUUGUCAGACACACUUAAAGGACUAGAGUACUUACAUUCAAGGAGAAAAAUACAUAGAGAUAUUAAAUCUGGAAAUAUAUUGUUAAACUCUGAAGGACAUGCUAAACUAGCUGAUUUUGGGGUUGCUGAACAGCUGACUGAUACAAUGAGCAAAAGAAAGACUCUAAUAGGAACUCCAUUUUGGAUGGCACCUGAAGUAAUCUCUGAAAUAGGAUACGAUUGUGUUGCUGAUAUAUGGAGCUUAGGAAUAACUGCAUUAGAAAUGGCUGAAGGCAGACCUCCAUACAGUGAUAUACACCCAAUGCGCGCUAUAUUCAUGAUACGAACUAAACCACCGCCUACGUUUCGAGAACCAGAUAAGUGGUCCCCAGAAUUUAUCGAUUUUGUCAGUCAAUGUCUAAUCAAAAACCCAGAGGAACGAGCAACAGCCACAAAAAUGUUAGAUCAUGAAUUUAUUGGUAACCCAAUGCCACCAGAAAUUUUAAGUCAAAUGAUCACUAAAACAAAAGAAAUUCAAGAGAAUCAAACUCUCUGUUCUUAUACAUCUUGUUUAGUCAAAUCAGCUGAAUCCAAAGAUCAAAAAUUUAAAGAAGAAGAUAUUGACAGUCGUACAAUGAUAGUAGAUGAUAGUACCCUUGUACCGGAUAAAUCAAAAGAGACAAGUUUAAAAUGUAAUUCAUUAGUAGAAGAAUUGAGAACAAUGAUAAUUAAUAGUGAUGGAGAAGGUGAUUCCACAUUGAAAAGACAUGAUACAGGACCUGAAAAAUCGGGUAAACAAUAUAGACCCUUAUUCUUAGAUCAUUUUGAUAAAAAAGUUGCAGAAAAAUCUAAAAACGAUAAUUUUGAUGUGGGAAACAAAUUAUUUGGUGAUAGACCAGAUUCUGCUCAAGAUGGUUCUCAAAUUGACGAAUCUAAAAAAACUAAAACUUUAAAUCAAAUUCCUAUGCCGCAAAUAAAUUGCAAACCUAAUGGUAAACUACCAACAGCUCUUCAUCAAAACCGAUACUACACACCAAACGUUGAUGGAAAUUUUGAUUUUUUGAAGUUUUUAAGCUUUGAUGACUUGCAACAAAGAAUGUCCAAUUUAGAUUCUGAAAUGGAACAUGAAAUUGAUGAGCUACGACGUCGUUAUCAAACAAAACGCCAACCAAUACUAGAUGCAAGGGAUCAGAAGCGUAAACGACAUCAAAACUUUUGAAAUAUUUAAAAUUUGUACAGUUGCUGUGUUAAUACCAUAGUUAGGUUAUGGUAGAUUUUCCCCAAUUAAGGUGCUAUAUGUAUAAUAUGUAGCCUGUCAGUAAUAGGGCAUGUAAUAUUUAUUAGACCGACUCCCUGAUUAAUUUUUGAAACAUAGGUAAUAAAACUGAUAAAUAUUAAUGUAUAAAUUAUCAUUAUAAUAGCCUUAACAAAUAUCUAAAUCAUUUAUUCUGUUUUAAGUAUUAUUAAAGGUCAAGUUGUUUUAAUCAUCUGAUAAUAUCGGGAACAUAACAUAACAAGUUUAGAAAUCAAAUAUAAUUUGACUUGAACCCUUGACUUGAGCCCUUUCACAUCAUGGCUGAAGACCUAUUGCAUGUAAUUUUAUAAGACAUGCCCUUUGUCAUUAAAAUUAGUAAAAAUUAGUGACUUAGGCCUUUUCUCAUAAAAAAUUCUGUAUAACGACUUAUUGCCAUAUGCAUUCUACUUUAUCUCGUAAAGCAAAUCCCACAUGGCAUUUACAGUAAUACCAUUCAGCGCGGCUUGAAAUUUCAGACAGAAUUACUGUAUAAACUAAAAAUUUCCAAAAUUGACUUAAGCCAUUUCUCUUAAAACCGUCCAAUUAUGCCAGUAUAGGAUAUAAUAUUAUUAUUGUUUAUAUAAUUUAAAUUUUUCCAAUAAUUUUUUGUCUUCCUUCAUUUUUUCCUGAUUUUUAAGUGACAUCACCUUUUUUUAAAAAAUAAUAUUAGACUUUGCCAUUAAAUUAUAGUUUAUCAUGGAGAUAGUAUAUAUUUAUUUUAGAUUGAUAAAUAAUACCUUGUAUUUUUGGGCUUUUAUAAUAUGUGGUUGUACUUUCUAGAAAUCAAAACAAUACAAUAUAUUUUAUCGAUGUUUAUAUUAGAAGAACUUAAUCUUUGUAUGAAUAAAAUAUGAUAAGAUUAAUAAAUCUAAUAAUUUACGGUU